Molecule: messenger RNA, 3949 nt
Organism: Oreochromis aureus
Lineage: Eukaryota; Metazoa; Chordata; Actinopteri; Cichliformes; Cichlidae
Product: NLR family CARD domain-containing protein 3-like
Exons: 13
Coding region: 161-3949 (1262 amino acids)
Biological process (GO): regulation of apoptotic process
Molecular function (GO): protein binding
Source: RefSeq, a predicted model, not a curated record
CCGCCUCCUUCCAGUAAGCAGCUUACCUGUGUGUCUGUUUUUAGUGUCCAGGUGUGGAGUGGAACUUGUUGUUGGUGUCUCUGUGUGAAGAAACUAUGGGAUUUAGAUGUCUGUAAUUUUGCCAACUCUGGUGAGCUGAUGUGGAUGUAAAUUCAGCUGCAUGGAUGAGUGUGAGGACAGAGAGGAGGAAGUCCCUCCCUCUAAAAGAGCCAGAAAGAGCCAGAGCAAAGCUCGGAGGAACGAACCUGGACCUGCACCCAGCUCUGUGUCCCUAAAGAGUGUCCAGUCUAAAGAUGAAGGCAUUAAAUUUAAAGCCCAGCAGGCAUCUGCUGCAGAGAGAUUAAUACUGGAGGAACCAGUACAGGAGGAGCAGCUGGAGCCUUCAGCAUUGACUGCUUCAUCAGCAGAGGAGAAGCUUGCCAGGAUGCAGACACAGUUUGUUUUAAGAGUGCCAUCAGAAAUCCUUAAGCAGCUCGUUGAGGCUCUUGUGACAGAUUGUGUUUUGAAUGACUUGGAGAAAGAAUCAAUACUGAUGGAGGAUGUUGGAGAAAAUGAAAAGAGGAUCAGAGUCAGAGAAGAGAGGGCUCGCUGCUUCAUUGAUGAAGUGAAGAAUAAAGGAAACAACGCCUGUGAGAAAAUGAUCAGACAUCUUCAGACCAAAGAUCCAGCUCUCUCUUCUCUGCUGCAUUUAUACUCUGAUACAUCUGCUCAUCAAGAUGUCAUUCAGAGUUGUCAACCUAAAGUUAAGUCUGCACUGAAGAAGAAGUUCCAGUGUGUGUUUGAGGGGAUUGCCAAAGCAGGAAUCCCAACCCUUCUGAAUCAGAUCUACACAGAGCUCUACAUCACAGAAGUAGGGACUGCAGAGGUCAAUUAUGAACAUGAGGUCAUACAGAUUGAAGCAGAAUCUAGGAAACUAGACAGACCAGAAACAACAAUCGGAGAGGAAAACCUCUUUAAAGCCUCACAUGGAAGAAAUGAACCAAUCAGAACAGUGCUGACAAAGGGGGUGGCUGGCAUUGGGAAAACAGUCUUAACACAGAAAUACACCCUGGACUGGGCUGAAGACAAAGCCAACCAGGACAUCCAGUUCAUAUUUCCAUUCACUUUCAGAGAGCUGAAUAUGCUAAAACAGAAAAAGUUCAGCUUGGUGGAACUUGUUCAUCACUUCUUUACUGAAACCAAAGAAGCAGGAAUCUGCAGCUUUGAAGACUUCCAGGUUGUGUUCAUCUUUGAUGGUCUCGAUGAGUGUCGCCCUCCCCUGGACUUCCACAACACUGAGAGUGUGACUGAUGUUACAGUGCCCACUGCAGUUAAUGUACUUCUCACAAACCUGAUCAGGGGGAAACUGCUUCCCUAUGCUCAUAUCUGGAUAACCACACGACCUGCAGCAGCUGAUCAGAUCCCCCCGGAGUAUGUUCACAGAGUGACAGAGGUCAGAGGGUUCACUGAUCCACAGAAGGAGGAGUACUUCAGGAAGAGAUUCAGAGAUGAGGAGCAGGCCAGCAGGAUCAUCUCCCACAUCAAGACAUCACGAAGCCUCCACAUCAUGUGCCACAUCCCAGUCUUUUGCUGGAUCACUGCCACAGUUCUGGAGGAUGUGCUGAAAGCAAGAGAGGGAGGACAGCUGCCAAAGACCCUGACUGAGAUGUACAUCCACUUCUUGGUGGUCCAGGCCAAAGUGAAGAAGAUCAAGUAUGAUGGAGGAGCUGAGACAGAUCCACACUGGAGUCCAGACAGUAGGAAGAUGAUGGAGUCUCUGGGAAAACUGGCUUUUGAUCAGCUGCAGAAAGGAAACCUGAUCUUCUAUGAAUCAGACCUGACAGAGUGUGGCAUCGAUAUCAGAGCAGCCUCAGUGUACUCAGGAGUGUUCACACAGAUCUUUAAAGAGGAGAGAGGACUGUACCAGGACAAGGUGUUCUGCUUCAUCCAUCUGAGUGUUCAGGAGUUUCUGGCUGCUCUUCAUGUCCAUCUGACCUUCAUCAACUCUGGAGUCAAUUUGCUGGAAGAACAAAAAACAACCUCCCAGAAGCCUGAGACCAAAGAAUUUGCAGAGACAGAUUUCUACCAGAGUGCUGUGAACAAGGCCUUACAAAGUCCAAAUGGACACCUGGACUUCUUCCUCCGCUUCCUCCUGGGUCUUUCACUACAGACCAGUCAGAUUCUCCUGCAAGGCCUGCUGACACAGACAGAAAGUAGCUCACAGACUAAUCAGGAAACAGUGCAGUACAUCAAGGAGAAGCUCAGUGAGAAUCUGUCUGCAGAGAAAAGCAUCAAUCUGUUCCACUGUCUGAAUGAACUGAAUGAUUGUUCUCUAAUGGAGGAGAUCCAACAGUCCCUGAGAUCAGGAAGUCUCUCCACAGAUAAACUGUCUCCUGCUCAGUGGUCAGCCCUGGUUUUCAUCUUACUGUCAUCAGAAAAAGAUCUGGAUGUGUUUGACCUUAAGAAAUACUCUGCUUCAGAGAAGGCUCUUCUGAGGCUGUUGCCAGUGGUGAAAGCCUCCAACAAAGUUCUACUAAGUGGUUGUAGUCUCUCACAAAGAAGCUGCGAAGCUUUGUGCUCAGUUCUCAACUUACAUUCCUCUAGUCUGAGAGAGCUGGACCUGAGUUACAACAAUGUGCAGGAUUCAGGAGUGAAUAAGCUUUUUGUUGGCGUAGAAAGUCCACAUUCUAAACUGGAAACUCUCAGACUGAAUGUCUGUAACCUCUCGGAGAGAAGCUGUAAGACUCUUUCCUCAGUCCUGAACUCACAUUCCUCUAGUCUGAGAGAGCUUGACCUGAGUGACAACAAUCUGCAGGAUUCCGGCGUGAAGAAGCUUUCUGUUGAAAUCAACACAUCACAUUGUAUACUAGAAAUUCUUAGACUGAGUGGCUGUAACCUCUCAGAAUGUAGCUGUGAAGCUCUUUCCUCGGUUCUCAACUCCCAAUCAUCUAGUCUGAGAGAGUUUCACCUAAACAACAAUGACCUGCAGGAUUCAGGCAUGAAGAAACUGUCUGUUGGUUUGGAGAGUCCAAAUUGUAAACUGGAAAUUCUCAGACUGUCAGGCUGUCUGAUCACAGAUGAAGGCUGUAGUUAUCUGGCCUCUGCCCUGAGUGCCAACCCCUCCCACCUGAGAGUGCUGGACCUGAGUUACAAUCAUCCAGGCGACUCCGGAAUGAAGGUGCUGUUGGCUGGACUGAAGGAUCCACACUGGAGACUGGACACUCUCAGGGUGGAGCCUGCUGGAGUCCAAUGGUUGAGACCAGGUCUGAGGAAGUAUUCCUGUCAACUCACAAUCGACACAAACACAGUGAACACAAACCUCAAACUGUCUGACAACAACAGGAAGGUGACAGAUGUGGAGGAGGUUCAGUCAUGUCCUGAUCAUCCAGACAGAUUUGAUUAUUUCUAUCAGCUGCUGUGUAGAAAUGGUCUGACUGGUCGCUGUUACUGGGAGGUUGAAUGGAGAGGAAAAGUUUAUAUAUCUGUGAGCUACAGAAGAAUCAGAAGGAAAGGAGACUGUAAUGACUGCUGGUUUGGAGGAAAUGAUCAGUCCUGGAGUCUGUACUGCUCUGAUGAUGGUCCUUGUCGUGUCUGGCACAGUAACAAAGUAACAUCUAUCUCGUUCUCCUCCUCCUGUGUCUCUAAUAGAGUAGCAGUGUAUGUGGACUGUCCUGCUGGCACUCUGUCCUUCUACAGAGUCUCCUCUGACACUCUGAUCCACCUCCACACCUUCAACACCACAUUCACUGAAACUCUUUAUCCUGGGUUUAGAGUCUGGCCUCCUGGUUCCUCAGUGUCCCUGGACACUGCGCCGAUCAACAUCGAUUUUGCAUUCACCAAUGAGCUGAAUCAGUUCUACGCCCGUUUCGAGCUUAGCCAGGCGGCUAAUGCUAUCUACCGCCUGACUACCGAGGACAGUGACGUCAUCAGCGAGAGACCGAUGACCAGCAUGACGUCCGAGCGGCAUUGA